CGAGGAUCAGGAGUCCUCGGGAACGCUAGCUGGGGUUGCAGCUGUGAUCCCAUGACGGGAAGAUGGGUACUCUCUAUCACCGGAGCGGAAUUAGGCACAGACGAGACACGUAUCAAUUGGAAAACAGAGAUGGCUUUACUUACACUGUAGAGUCAUAUACAGCGCAGGCAAUCGUAGUUGCAACAAUUCUACUCUCUAAUCGGUAAUCGAGGAGCUCUUGUAGACCGGGUAGCUCGGGUCUAACUCGGGCAUGCAACACGGAGGAUACGUCACAAGGCUUCGCCGACGGGGAGUCGUUGGCAGGUGAUCAAGCUGCCGGAGUUCCACUCCAGGGGGAAUCGCGGAGUUCUCCAACUAGGGCAGAAACACCCCUAACCUUUUAUUCGGCUAGCGAGCCAAUUGCCAGCCUCCACGUGGGAAUAAUUUAACAUCAGCCAAUUGUGUUAUGCAAAUCUGCAUUUCCUCGGCGGGAACUCUGUCCAUGCCGGAACUCUUCACCAUGCCGAGACUUCCCCUGCCUUACCGUGCCUUGUGCUAGAAAGUUCCACUGUGUCGAGGCACUGAUCCAAAUCAGCUCUGACCGCCUACAUCUAAGUUUUUCUGGCAAAGCUAACCUCUUAGCUGUAUGGGGCAGGAGGGACAAACCGGACCGUAGAGAGGAAGAAGAGAGGUGAUCUUGACUGAGCAUCAGGGCUAGAAUACUGCCUGUAGUUCUGGUGCCCGCAGUUUUGGAAAGGAGCUACAAACAAGAUGGGAUGUUUAAGGGUUACAGUAGGGGUGUCAAAAUCACCUGGGCCCCCAGGACCAGACCUGGGACUCCUUGCAGGCUGUAUAUAGCCUUGGGUGUGAGGGCUGCUGCAGUUGCCACCACCAUGGCAGCAGCAGCAGCAGCCAGGGAUCCAGUAUUAGCAACAAAGGGGCCAGUGGAGGCAGUGAGCUUGAGGGAGUGAGUCCGGGGGUCUAGCAGCAACCUGAGCUUGCUGCCAAUGGCCAUGUCUGGUGAGGCUAAAGGGUCCCCGAUUUCUGUGGUGGGCUGCACCCUGAAACUUCCAGGGGCCCAGCAGUAGUCUGGCAGGGUGGAAAGAGGGGCUGUGCAGGCUGGAUCUAGCCCGUGGGCCACAAGAUUGACACCCCGGUGUUACAGCGAGCAAUUUUUAUUGAGCUCCACCUGUUCAAUUCGCCAGAACAAACCCUGUGAGGUGACUGGAUGAGCGUGUCACUUUCUGCAGAGGAAAUCCUGGAUGGCAGGGCCUUUUCCAGCCAAGAGAAAGGCAUAAGCCAAGUGAACGACUGGAAGGCAAUACCAGCCAUUCUUGUUAGAAGCAAAUGACUAAUUUGUGAGUGAGGGUAAUUUUAACAGUUACAACAGACAAUCAAAGAAAGUGAAAUGGAGAAUCCCUCUCACUGUUUUCGAAGUCAGGACUAGAUGUCUUCUGGGAGGCAUGCUUUAGGCAAACUCAAGUGUAUUGGGCUUAACAUGUGGUAAUACAUUAAUGACUUCUGAUAAGCAAAGGUCAGACUAGAUGAUCUAAUGGCCCCUUCUGCUCUUAAUUUAUGAAAAUGUACAUAUUUUCACAUUUAAUUUUGUUGUAAUUAAGAGCAUAAGCUGGAAGAGGCAUCUCCUGCAUCAUCUUUGGGCACUCGUAUCAUAUAAUCCCAUAUAUAUGUAUGUGAAAAAAAAUGGUUUAACCAGAUGCAAAAAAGGGGUUGGACAAUUUCUUGGCAGAAAGGUGCAUCAGUAGCUAUUGAGUAUGGGAGUUCGGGCCACAGCCUCUGAACCACAACUUCCUAGACCCUAAAUGCUGGAGGCUUCAAGUGUCAGGAGCAGUGGGAAAAGACCUGGUCAUAUACCUUUUACUCUUCUUUCAGCAGCUGCUCUCUGCCACUGUGCGACACGGGCGGGAUGCUGGGCAAGAUGGACCUCUGGUCUGACCUGGAGCUGCUGCCUGAUACAGAUGUCUAGAAAGGAUUUCAAAAUAAGAGAGGUUUUCUCAAGCUUUGGAAAUAAUAGAGCACUUGGCCACUAAUACACCUGAAAUCUGCAUUCACACUUGAAAGGAUCUGCUUUGGAGUCCAUCGCAUUUCCUAAUCCCAGAAUUCUUUCCUGGGAGGGGGAGAAAAGGACUUUGUAUGAGAGGAAUCUAAGAUAAUAAUGUGACACAGCGUACCCGGAAAGUCUGUUGAAGAAGAAGGACUCGUUCUUGUUAAGUGGCUUUCUCUUUUCUAAAAGACCACCUUAAAGUCGACAAACAAAAUGCCAGCUAAGACCCCCAUCUACCUGAAAGCUGCCAACAAUAAGAAAGGAAAGAAAUUCAGACUAAGGGAUAUCUUGUCCCCUGAUAUGAUCAGUCCUCCACUUGGAGACUUUCGCCACACCAUUCACAUUGGAAAAGAGGGACAACAUGAUGUUUUUGGGGACAUCUCCUUCCUGCAAGGAAAUUAUGAGCUGUUACCUGGGAAUGAAGGAAAAACAAGAGUUGGCCAGUUUGGUGAAUUCUUCAGGGCAAACAGCACCUCUGACUCCAUGUUUACAGAAACUCCUUCACCAGUGCUCAAAAAUGCUAUUUCACUUCCUGCAAUUGGUGGUUCUCAAGCCCUUAUGUUGCCCUUACUGUCACCAGUGACAUUCAGUUCAAAGCAAGACUCGUUCAGGCCGUCAAGGAAUCCUCGACUCAGUUGUGAGCCAGUAAUGGAAGAAAAAUUGCAGGAGCAAAGCAAACAGUCGGAGGACGGGGAAACAUACAAGGAUGCUGACGUGUGGGAGCAAAGUGGUUCUACAUCACAUUAUACUAAUGGCAGAGACAGUCAUUCAUCCAGCCUUUCUGAACGAUGCACUGAUUGGCAAACAGUUGAUUUAUUUGAAGACAGUCAGCUUUCGUGUGAACUAACCAAGAUGGAGACCAAGUCUGAAGACUCCCUUUCAGAUCUUGCAGGCUCUCUUCUUUCAUUGCAACUUGACCUUGGACCUUCACUUCUGGAUGAGGUCCUCAAUGUAAUGGACAAAAAUAAAUUGUAGAACUGGUACCUUAUUAUUUCUAUAUACAAUGAUUAAUAAAAAAGAAACCAUAACCGAAGAGUACUGAAGAAUAAAUAUAUUAAAAUAUCAGCUGUAUUUGCAGUUGUUUGACGGGUUUUCUAAAAAUAUUCGUAAAAUACUAUUUUUUUACCUAUUGUUUUUCAUGAUUUUUACUACAGCAAGAUGAUAAAUUUUAAUGAAAAAAUUUCAGCAAACAUGAAAUGUAUUCAAGGACCAGUAUUAGCUGUCAAAACUUAAGGAAUAUACUUUGGGGAUACUACUACUUGUGACCAUUAGUUUAGUUCACUUUUAGGAGCUUUUGAGCAUUGAAGAAUCUGUAAGCAUUAGACAGGAGAUUUUUAAGGUAAAGAAUAAAUAAUUCAACAUUACUUUACAUGUAGGCCUCUCUUUAGUAUCUUAAGCUGUCUUUAGUUCCAUUUUCUGUUUUUGCUGCACUGUAACUAGCUCUUCAGUGUUAAACUAUUGCUUUGUGUUCAAAUGUGAACAACUCGAGGGUUUUCUUUUCAAAUAUAUUUGGCCAGAUUCUCAGCUGCUAUAAAUCAGCAUAUACCUAUUUACACCUAAUUGAGGACUUGGCCCUGUAGCUGUAUAUGAAAUCAUAAACCAUCCGUUGCAAACAGGUAACACAAGCAAAACAUAACUGUUAAAUUAUUUUGAAAGUUAAAAUAUAUAUUUUGUGCAUAGUUUGGCGCUUUACUGCAGAGUCUACAUUUACAGAUACAGUAUCUCAUUGAAAUAGUUGCUUGACUUUAUUGGAGAUCCUCUUAAAAUUGUAUAUUUGUGUGUUUUGAUAACAAUAUGUAUUUAUACUUCUCGCUUUUUUUCCUUCAAUUAUUGCCACAAAUGCUUAAACUUGCAACUGAUUUUUUUUGAAAUACCUUUAAAAAGAAGGCACUGGUUAUUCACAAUGCUUGUGUUGCAUGCUGCAACAUCCAAUAUUUUGGGAAGUGUGGCUCCUUUACAGUAAAGACAUGAACUGCAUAGAUAUGUUGUGCAAUACAAUAAAAAAUAAAUGUUUAAA
Molecule: messenger RNA, 4058 nt
Organism: Alligator mississippiensis (American alligator)
Lineage: Eukaryota; Metazoa; Chordata; Crocodylia; Alligatoridae
Gene: CDC42EP3
Product: CDC42 effector protein 3
Exons: 3
Coding region: 2255-3016 (253 amino acids)
Source: RefSeq, a predicted model, not a curated record